CAGAAGUUCAGAUUUUUACUCAGCCCAUCAUCAGUAGCGUUGUGGCUGUGGGUUCGAACAAACUCAAACAGCAGCAGCAGCGGUCAGCCAUUCUCUUAUUAUGGGAGAUACAGCUUGUGUCAUGCACCCAUUCUCUUAUGCUUCUUCUGCUAUGUCCAAUGAACUCAACCAGGGGAAUCCCAUGCAUGUUCUCGGGGAAUCGGUUUCAUUUGGGAGGUUCGUUUCAGAAUCUUUAGCUUGGGAGAAAUGGUCCACCUUCUCCCACAACCGGUAUGUUGAAGAGGCCGAGAGGUAUGCCCAGCCUGGUUCGGUUGCCCAGAAGAAGGCUUUCUUUGAAGCUCAUUACAAGCGUAUUGCCGCUAAAAAGGCCGCAGCUUUGCUUGAGCAAGCUAAUGCCGCCGCAGAAGCUGAAAGCUUGGUUACUUCCCCCGAUAACAGCGUACCUCACUCGCAGCCCCUCGCCUUGAAUUCUACCCAACAAUCACCGGAGCCUGAGGAUCCAAAGCCUGAGUCCGUGAUUGUCAUCCUGGCUGCGAACCGCCAAAAUUCAAAUCAAGAGCUCAUGGAGCCAGAGACACCACUUGAGACGCCUAUGAAGAAAGAUUCACCAAAUCUCCAGGACAAUUUGGAGAUGGCUUCUGGAUCAGAGCUUAGCGGAACGCCUCAAAUGGAGAAGCCUCUGUUGAAGCAGAGUAUCACCUCCGAUCAAGAUGUUUCAUCAGUGAAGAGCAAGAAAAAGUCUGCGUUCUCUUCGUUCAAGUCAUCCGUCUAUCGUAAAACACCAAAAGUCCCAGCCACUCCUGCCAAGCCCGUUACACCUCGCAUCAAGAAAGAAAGCAACUCCAGUGCGAGUGCGACUUCAGCCGCCACUCCGAUCACCAUCAAGUCCUCAUCAGACUAUGUGGAAAAGAAGAAGGGAUCAACUCCCAAAUCCCUGCGCACAUUUAUCAAUUCAACACCUGCUAAAGUUGUUCUUACCCCUGCUGCUAACAGAAAGACGGAGAAUUCACGGAUUGUUCCCGAUUCUUGCAAGGCUUCUCACCAUUGCUUGACCACUCCCCUGAGGACCCCAGAUGCGGCAGCUAAAUCUAAUAUGUCCAAGCAUCCUGCAGCAACAACCCCGUGUCCAGCAAAUACGAGGAAUGAAACACCAGUUGAUGGAAACAAAACAACAGGUCCAAAAUGGCAUAUUUUAUCUGCAGUUUGUUCCAAGUCCUUGACCGCUCGCCGAAACAAAUUACAGUCGCCUACUCUAUCUUCCACUCCGCUCAUCUUGAGGACGGAAGAAAGAGCUGCAAGAAGAAAACAGAAGCUUGAAGAGAAAUUCAAUUCGAAGGAGCUACAGAAAGUGCAGCUACAAACCAAAUUAAAGGAAAAAGCAGAAUCGGAGCUGAGAAAAUUGCGUCGAAGUUUUUGCUUCAAAGCUCGCCCUCUUCCAGAGUUCUACAAGGAACGGGAAACACAAAGCAGUCACACUAAAAAGAAUCCAGUUACACAAUCUCAGUCACCUAAACUGGGAAGAAAGCUCAGCUCCAGGACAAUGCAAGGCACGAUGCCAGUCUCACUUCCACCACCAGCAACCUCUUUAAACAAGAACGGCAUAUCCAAGCAUGUUUCCGGGAAGAAUGGUCGAACUGCUACUAGCUUCCCAGCUUCACGACCAGAAAUCAUCAACCAUGAGAAUGCAUCCCCGAAUAUUCCGUAUUGACGAUUUAGUGGUCGGGCCUAAUGCUUAUUAUAAUCCAUUAGAACCCCUCUAAGAUGUAGUUUUCCAGAGCAGUAGCCAUACGCAGAGUCUGUAAAAUUUCAUAUCCGGACAGAUUGAAAUGUGCACAUAAACUAUGGUUGUGUUUCACUUAGCAGGCUAGCAGCAAUGUACAAAUUCUUCUGCGGAGGGUGGAAGGUUAAAGAUCCAGUCAUCCAAGA
Molecule: messenger RNA, 1926 nt
Organism: Coffea eugenioides
Lineage: Eukaryota; Viridiplantae; Streptophyta; Magnoliopsida; Gentianales; Rubiaceae
Product: protein WVD2-like 7
Exons: 9
Coding region: 101-1708 (535 amino acids)
Source: RefSeq, a predicted model, not a curated record